CUUACCCCAACCAUCUGUCCUGUCAGGAAUACAUUCCUCUCGUCACCGCAUCAUGGGGACAUACGCCGAUGACGGUAACCAAGAGUUCCUGCCCAUGAGCCGCUCGAGGACCGCGUCGCAGUCAUCCUCCGAUUCGGACCUCUCCGUCGACACGCCGUUCCCCGAAGAAUCCAAGUACACCGCCCACGCGACCGAACCCCUAACCUCCAAUUCAGGGGAAGAUGCGAGAUACCGAGACGUGGAGGAAGGAGAGCCGCAGCCUGAUGAGCCAUUUCUACCCUCCUCGCAGAAGAAGUCAACUGCGUCUGGACGUCGAACCUCGCGGAUCAUCUGGGGACUGGCUAUACUCUGCGUGGCGGGCUGGCUCUGGGGAUUGGCGCUGUUCGUGGCUCAGAAGCGAUCCGGCGACCUUAGCGUCUCCGAGGCACUGCAGUCGCACGACUUCAGCCCCUUCUCGGACAGCACGAGUUCCGGGAAGCCGGUCACGCUUGAGCAGGUGCUCACGGGCCAAUGGCAGCCGAUGUCCCAUGCCAUCUCCUGGAUUGCUGGACCCGAUGGAGAAGAUGGACUACUGGUAGAACGGGGAGAGGGUGAAGGCGAGGCUUAUCUGCGCGUGGAGGACAUUCGCAAUCGCAAGAAGAAUAUCAACAGCCAGGAAAGUCGCGUACUGAUGGAGAAGCCCACUGUGUAUGUAGAUGGGCGCUAUAUCGUCCCCUCCAUGACGUGGCCCAGUCCCGAUCUCAAGAAGGUACUGCUCUUAUCCGAUCGAGAGAAGAACUGGAGACAUUCAUACACGGGCAAGUACUGGAUUUUCGACGUCGAUACCCAAACGGCGCAGGCACUGGACCCCAGCGACCUCGACGGACGAGUCCAGCUCGCCGUCUGGUCGCCGGCUUCCGAUGCUGUGGUCUUCGCCAGGGGGAACAACCUUUACUUGCGAAAGUUGUCGUCGGCUGGGGUUAUCCAGAUCACAAAGGACGGCGGUGCGGACCUUUUCUACGGGGUCCCUGACUGGGUUUAUGAAGAGGAAGUGAUCUCCGGCAAUAGUGUAACCUGGUGGUCGAGUGGUGGCGAGUACCUCGCUUUCCUUCGCACCAACGAGUCCUCUGUGCCCGAGUUUCCCGUCCAGUACCACCUCUCGAGGCCAUCUGGCAAACAGCCGCUUCCAGGUCUCGAAAAUUAUCCGGAGGUCAGAGAGAUCAAGUACCCCAAGCCGGGUGCUCCUAAUCCUGUUGUCAACCUGCAGUUCUACGAUGUUGAGAAGCAGCAAGUGUUCACAGUUGACAUUCCCGACGAGUUCAGCGAUGAAGAUCGCAUCAUUAUCGAAGUGGUUUGGGCUGGUGCGGAGAAAGUCAUCGUGCGAACCACAAAUAGAGAGAGUGAUAUUCUGAAAGUGUUCCUGAUUGACACCAAAGCGCGCAGUGGUAAACUUGUUCGAACGGAAGAUGUUGCUAGCAUCGACGGCGGCUGGGUUGAGCCAUCUCAAUUCACCCGAUUUAUCCCUGCCGAUCCGAGCAAUGGCCGGCCUCACGAUGGCUACCUUGACACUGUGAUUCACAAUGGUUUUGACCAUCUCGCAUACUUUGCGCCUCUCGAUAAUUCCGAGCCAGUCAUGCUCACUACAGGCGAAUGGGAGGUGGUCGAAGCGCCUGCUGCCGUUGACCCCCAUCGUGGCGUCGUCUACUUUAUUGCUACCAAAGAAGCUCCGACUCAACGCCAUCUAUACCAAGUCAACUUCGAUGGUUCCAAUCUCAAGCCUCUCACAGAUGUUUCCAAGCCAGGCUACUACGAUGUUUCCUUUUCUCAAGGUACCGGGUAUGCGCUGCUCAGUUACAAGGGUCCUUCCAUCCCAUGGCAAGCAAUUGUCAACACGGAGACAGACGAAAUUAUUCUCGAAGAGACCAUCGAAGAUAACGCCGGCCUCGCUCGCAUGGUCGAGACCUACGCCAUUCCGACAGAAAUCUAUCAGAAUGUCACGAUUGACGGCUUCACGCUCCAGGUCGUCGAACGCCGCCCUCCCCACUUCAACCCGGCCAAGAAGUACCCUGUCCUUUUCUACCUGUACGGUGGGCCUGGCUCGCAGACAGUCGAUCGCAAAUUCACAGUCGAUUUUCAGGCGUACAUCGCCUCUAGCCUGGGCUACAUCGUCGUCACCGUUGACGGCCGAGGCACGGGCUACAUUGGUCGCAAAGCACGAUGUAUCGUCCGUGGCAACAUAGGUUACUAUGAAGCUCACGAUCAGAUUGCGACGGCCAAGAUCUGGGCUCAGAAGACAUACGUGGACGCAAGUCGAAUGGCGAUCUGGGGCUGGAGCUAUGGCGGAUUCAUGACCUUGAAGACCCUCGAGCAAGACGCCGGACAGACGUUUCAGUACGGCAUGGCUGUUGCACCCGUGACUGACUGGCGAUUCUACGACUCUAUCUACACGGAACGCUACAUGCAUACUCCCGACCACAAUCCCACCGGAUACGACAACUCCUCUAUCUCAGACAUGUCCGCUCUCCAGGAAACUGUGCGGUUCCUUGUCAUGCAUGGUUCCUCGGAUGACAAUGUCCAUCUCCAGAACACUCUUGUCUUGGUUGAUAAGCUGGACUUGGCUAGUGUUGAGAACUAUGAUCUGCAUGUUUAUCCGGAUUCAGACCACAAUAUUGCAUUCCAUAAUGCGCAUACUAUGGUGUAUGAGCGUCUCUCCAGCUGGCUCAUCAAUGCAUUUAAUGACGAGUGGCAUCGUAUCGACCAUCCCGUCCCGGAUGAGUCAAUGUGGGGCCGGAUCAAGCGCUCGUUGCCCAUCCUGGCACAUUGAGGUAGAACUCAAAGUUCACGGGAUAUACCUUACAUCUCUUCUUCUGCUUUCUCUGUAUAUACAUGCUCUGUACUGGAAAUUUUUCUUCUUCAGCUCUCUACACUAUCCUUGCACUCCCGUGUCCGUAUCAUUGGCACUAGCUCGACUCAUCAUGCAGUGUCGGCGCCGUCUGUGCUUAGCGGGACUUCCGCCACCCAGAGGCAAGUGGUCCGAGGGUGAUGGGCCCGACACACAGGCGGGCCAGUCGGAAUGCCAAGGCCUGACAGAUGCUGAUCCUCCAGGAGCGAUCCCGGCUUGAGUCACGAUAGUCCCAAGAUAAAGUGAUGGAGGCAGUCGAACCCCGCGAGGGCUACCCGCGCGCCGGGUUGCAUCUCGCCUAUCUUUGCUGGGUCACGAUCGUAGCCUCCGUCUCCAGUCUCUGCUGGGCAACUGGAGUGAGUUCCGAGUCCGUUCCCCGAUCUUCG
Molecule: messenger RNA, 3267 nt
Organism: Aspergillus saccharolyticus JOP 1030-1
Lineage: Eukaryota; Fungi; Ascomycota; Eurotiomycetes; Eurotiales; Aspergillaceae
Gene: dapB
Product: dipeptidyl aminopeptidase dapB
Exons: 4
Coding region: 53-2803 (916 amino acids)
Biological process (GO): proteolysis
Molecular function (GO): serine-type peptidase activity; dipeptidyl-peptidase activity
Source: RefSeq, a predicted model, not a curated record